AUGCCCGAGCCCAUCAAUGGCAAGACAGGGUCGAAGAUCUACGGGCCUACAGACGAACAGCUCGACAGAUCCAACCCCGACAGCUUUGCUCCGCCAUCGACAGAUAGCGGGAACGUGCCGCAGGCCAAAUGGCCCUUUGCUCUAUCUCACAAUCGAUUGCAGAACGGCGGAUGGGCAAGGCAGCAGAAUCAGGAUGUGCUUCCCGUCGCAACAGAGCUUGCUGGAGUCCAGAUGCAUCUGGACAAGGGCGCUCUGAGGGAGUUGCAUUGGCAUACAGCGAGCGAAUGGGCCUACGUCCUUAAUGGAACUCUCCGCGUCGCCAUCUCAGACGAGACUGGCGCCAACUACCUCGAUCAACUCUCCCACGGCGACCUCUGGUUCUUCCCCUCCGGUCUCGCCCACUCGAUCCAAUGUGUCUCCGACGGCGGUUGCGAAUUCCUCCUCGUCUUCGACGACGGCGGUUUCGACGAAAAUGAGACGUUCCUCCUCUCCGACUUUAUGGCUCACAUCCCUCGCGAGGUCCUGAACAAGAACUUCCCGAACUUCAACAACAGCGACUUUGACAAGGUGCCAAAGGAUGAGCUAUACAUCUUCCCUGCGCCUGAUGGUAUCGAGUCCUUCGCGCAAGACUCGAUCGAUAACCCGCAGGGCAACACCGCAAAGGCAUAUACGUACAAUGCGUCGAGCCACCCUGCAACGCAGCUUCCCGGUGGGACGGUGAAGAUUGUCGACAGCCGCAACUUCAGUGUGAGCGAUAUUGCUCUGGCCGAGGUGACGAUCAACCCUGGCGCCAUUCGAGAGCUUCACUGGCAUCCGCAAAGCGAUGAAUGGUCGUACUUCAUGUCAGGCCACGCCCGUCUCACCAUCUUUGCCGGCACAAAUAAUGCCCGCACCUUUGACUUCCAAGGAGGCGACGUAGCCUACAUUCCCAAGUCGCAAGGCCACUACAUCGAGGCCCUCGGUAGCGAGCCAGUCAAGUACCUCGAGCUCUUCAAGUCCCCCAUCUAUUCGGACAUCUCACUGAGCCAGUGGCUCUCUGUCAUGCCGCCUAGCGUCGUGCAGGGUCAUCUCGGCUUUAGCAAUUCGACGAUGAAAAAGUUGCAAGACCGUAGGAAGCAUGAUCAUCCAGUUGUGCAGGGGGCCGGUCACAAGAACAAGAGGAGCGUGGGGUCAGGACUGUACGGCGAUAAGCAGACGUGGGCGUAA
Jaminaea rosea is the source of this 1206-nucleotide messenger RNA. RefSeq names its product oxalate decarboxylase. The coding region runs from base 1 to 1206 and encodes 401 amino acids. The transcript is spliced from 5 exons. The record is from RefSeq and is a predicted model, not a curated record. Lineage: Eukaryota; Fungi; Basidiomycota; Exobasidiomycetes; Microstromatales. Gene Ontology annotation, biological process: oxalate metabolic process.